CACAAGAGCAGUGCUUCCCUGGUUGUGCCAGCAAUGUGCCCCAUUUCCUGGUACACUCGCCGCUGAGGGAGAAUUUUCCUUUUUAUAAGGAGAAGAUUUGGGUGGAGAAUUAUCCAGAGCAAAAGGACUCCCAUCUGUGAAGAUAGACAAGAAGAAGGGAGGCAAAUUCCAGCCUUUUAAGAAGUUGUUUGGCAAAAGGAAAAAGAAAGAUCCUUUGCUGUCCCGGGAGAAGUCAGUGGGGAAGAAGUAUUCUGCUCCACAGAGUGCCAGCAAUGGGACCUUCUCUUCAGAUGAGGAGACCCCAGAAGACAGUCUAAGGUCCUUCAACUAUUCUAUGGGAACUCGGGCGCUUUCCCAUGACAGUAUUUUUAUCCCUGAUGGGGGAGCAGAAAGUGAGCAGACAGUUCAAGCAAUGUCACAGGACAACAUCCUGGGCAAAGUCAAAACUCUUCAGCGACAGCUGGGCAAGAAUAUCAAGUUUGGGCAGAGGCCACUCAAUGCCAUUCCCAUGAAGAAGGCAGGCAGUGGAGACAUUAGCUCAGAAGAGGACUUGUUCCUGACCAGUCCCAUGGAAAUUGUGACCCAACAGGACAUCAUCCUGUCAGACACUGAGAACAAAUCCAGUGAUACGCCAAGUUCUCCCAGUCCUCUGAAUCUGCCCAGAGCCGAAAGUGAGAUGGAAGAGAAGACUGCUCCAGUUAAACCGUCUCGGCCAAAAAGGCACCUGUCUUCUGCUAGCACCAUUGAAAGUGUCAACCUUGAUGCCAUUCCCCUGGCCAUUGCCCGCCUGGACAACAGUGCUGCCAAGCACAAACUGUCAGUUAAGCCAAAAAACCAGAGGGUGUCAAAGAAGCACAGGCGACUUGCCCGGGAUGGACCCUACGAACCAGGGCUGGAGAGUCAGCCCUCCCUGGACCAGAACGGGUACCCAGGAGAGAACAAGCACAUUUGGCAUGAAAAGGAACCAGAGCCGCUGGAUGCCGAGGAAGAGAAAAGACACCAAGAAGACUACUGGCGGGAACUGGAGGCCAAAUGCAAACGGCAGAAGGCCGAAGCAGCCGAGAAGAGACGUCAAGAAGAGCAGAGGCUGCAGGCACUGGAGAGAAGGCUGUGGGAGGAAAACAGAAGGCAGGAGCUCUUGGAAGAGGAGGGUGAGGAAGAGGAGGAGGAGCAACUACUGCUGGAGGCUGGAAAGGGGUCUCAGGAAGAAGGGCAGCAGAGGGGCCUGGAAGAGCAGGGCUGCCGCGGACAGCAGCUGAGAGCGCCAGAGGACCAAAGGCCUCUGCAGGAGGAGGCCGAGAGGCAGCAGCAGGAAGAGAAAAGGAAGUUGGCGGAACUCAGAAGACUGGAGGCACAGCGGCUGGCAGAGGAGGAGGAGGAGGCCCAGAGGCUGCAGGAGGAGGCCCAGAGGCUGGAGGAAGAGGUCCAGAGGCUGCAGGAGGAGGCCCAGAGGCUGGAGGAGCUGAGGCAGCAGGAGGAGCUGGAGGCGCAGAGAAAACGUGAGCAAGAGGAAGAGGAGCAGCUGGAGGAGCUCAGACGACAGCAGCAGGAGGAGGCCCAGCCAGGAGAGGAGCUGGAACAGUGCGAACAGGCGACCACUGUGCAGGGGCAGCCAGGCGCAGCGGCGGAGGGGCCCGGGGCAGGACCCGGGCUGUGGGAAGAAGGUGGGCAGCCACCAGAAGAGGACAGCUGGGGUCUGCAGAGCCCAUCUCAGAAUGACUCAGCAGGGAAGCCAGAAGAGCAAGAAAAUGUGGAACCCAGCAGGCAAGGAGAGUACCCGGAAGAACUGCAGAGCCAGGAGGCGGGGCUGGCUGGGGAGCAGCAGGGCACGAGGGGAGGCUGGCACAGGGAAGAGCGACACGUUCUCGAGGACAGAGAAGCAACUCACGAGGACCUCCCCCAGCCUCAAGAGCCGCCUGCGGGAGAAAAGCUAAAGAGUGAUGCAGCUGUCCCUGAGAAGGACAGGAAGGUGGAGGAACUGCGGUGGCAGGAGGUGGAGGAGAGGCAGACCAUGCCACGGCCCUACACAUUCCAGGUGUCCUCGGGAGGGCGCCAGAUCCUCUUUCCCAAGGUCAACCUGAGCCCCGUCAGGCCUGCUGUGCAGGAGCCCAAGGCACCACGUGCGCUAAGCGUCCCGCACACCGCCAUCCUGGUCACGGGGGCACAACUGUGCGGUCCAGCUGUCAACCUGCACCAGAUCAAGGACACGGCAUGCAUGUCACUGCUGGGCCUGUCAGAGGAGAAGAGGCCAGUGGAUGUCCCUGCCACCGCAGAACCCUGCGCAAGCAGCGCCAAGACCAGGCCCCCACAGGAACCACCUGGCAGCGCGGCCGCCUUGGCCGAGUGGGCGUCGAUCCGGUCUCGGAUCCUGAAAAACGCGGAGAGUGACAAGGAACAGUCAAGGCCGGGGGAUGAACCGGUGCCCAGGGCGCGCACCAACUCCCGCGGGCACCUGCGCAGGACGCCGCCCGCCAACGCCAAGUUCUCCAUCAUGCCAGCCUGGCAGAAAUUCUCUGACGCCGGCACAGAGAAUCCCAGACAGAGCCCGGAGGCCGACAGCAUCCGCAAGAGACCCUCACCAGGGCCAAGUGAGGAGACAGCACUCAGGCCGCCGCCUACCGCACCUCCCGAGCCUCUGCGGACCCAGGAGAAGACCGAGGUGCGUCCAGAGCCCGCAGAUGCCACGGAGGGCUGCAAAUUUGCCAAAGAUCUUCCAUCUUUCCUCGUCCCGAGCCUUCCGUCGCCUCUGCCGAAAGCAGGGGCCCAUGCUGAGCCCACAGCCUCGUGGGAUGGGGAGAGCACAGGUGACAUAGCCAAGCCAGACCCAGUGACACAGGCCGGGGAGGAAAAAUCUUCCCCUUUUGGAAUAAAACUGAGAAGGACCAACUACUCCCUGCGUUUCCACUGUGACCAGCAGGCCGAACAGAAGAAGAAGAAGAGACACAGCAGCACGGGAGACAGCGUGGAUGCACCCGGGGAAAGAGAAGCAGAAGGCAUGGCCCCCAAGCCAGGCCCUGCGCUCACCCAGGACAGAAAGCAGAUCCCAGCCCCCCGCAGGGACUCUACUGCAAGCCUUGUUGGCCCUUACCCUGCAGCAGCCCAGUCCGGCUCCCCACCGGCCAGCAGCCAGGCCCCAGCUGCAGAGCAGGACAAGACAACAAGCAGAACAGCCCUGGUGCAGAAGCCAGCCUUGGCGCCCAAGCCUGCUGGCCACACCCCACCAUCCUCUCCUCUCACCAAGCUCAGCCGUCCCUAUUUGGUAGAGCUACUGGCUCGGAGGGCUGGAAAGUCUGACUCAGAGCCCAGCCAACCACCCAAGGAGAACCAGGAGAGCAAGGAUCCCCAGCCUCUCACACCACCACCCCCAGAUGAAAGGAAGGGACCAAAGAGGGAACAGGAGGAGGAGGUUCGGGAGAGGAAACCUGCUUCCCCACCUCUGACUGCCACCCAGCUGGAGAGACUUUCCCAGACUCCAGAGGCUACCAGAAAAGAGAAGCCAGUGCUUCAAAGCAGGCACUCUCUGGAUGGCUCCAAACUUUCGGAGAAAGUGGAAACCGCCCAGCCACUGUGGAUAACGUUAGCGCUGCAGAAGCAGAGGGGCUUUCGUGAGCAGCAAGCCACCCGUGAGGAAAGGAAGCAGGCCCGUGAGGCCAAGCAGGCAGAGAAGCUCUCCAAAGAGAAUGCCAGCAGCAGCACACAGCCUGGCAGCAGAACAGGUUCGCUGCACAAGUCCACCGCUCAGCCAGAGGAAAAGCCAGAGACGGCCGUGUCCCAGCUUGAGCGCCGAGAACAGCUGAAAAAGGCCAACACACUCCCGACGUCUGUGACAGUGGAAAUAUCAGAUUCGGCACCCCCAGCACCACUGGUGAAAGAAGUCCCGAAAAGAUUCUCCACCCCGGAUGCUGCCCCUGUGUCUACAGAACCAGCCUGGCUGGCUUUGGCCAAAAGAAAAGCGAAGGCCUGGAGCGACUGUCCACAGAUUAUUAAGUAGAGUGACUCAUCCACUCCUAUUGCCAGUUCUUGGCUCCUCUCUUGCCCUUUUUAUUUAUUUAUUUUUUAUAUGAAUUAAAGAAAGCAAGCUAGGAAAAAGAAGCAUGUUUUAUAGGCGCUCAAGUAAUGUUUAGAAACUGAACCGUGGUGGUCAUUGUAAAGAGUGUAUUUGCACAACCCUAGGUCCUGGUGCCUUGAGCUCCCCUAGUUCUCAAGAGACAGUUCUGUCUGAGGGACCAUGUGAAAUCCGGUCUGCAAACUGAGCUCCUCCAGAGUCUGCUGCACCCAUGCCCUGAUCCCUCCACUGCACAGAGGCACAUCUACAGGCCAUUCAGAACACACACUUUUGCCAAUCUUUGUGAAGGUAUUUGUUUCUCCUGGUUUCUUCUUUCAAAAGCAUUUGCCUUACACGUUUGGGUAUGUCUACCCUUCCUACAGUAAAGUUAAAGAGUUAUAUACAGAGAAAACAAGAAGGCCAUCUCCUGAAUGCAGGAAGUCACUGGGAACCUCAAGGAGGAGUCUGGCUCCCAGCUCUGUGCCUCUGUCUGCUUUUUACAAACUGCCCACCCCAAAGCUGGGACACAGAAGCAAAUCCAUGCACACUUCCACCACACUGGAUGCAGUGCGAUCAGCACACUGUGAGGCCCAUGACACUAGUACCCUCUUUAAGGACAUGUGAAACGCUUGGCCCAACUGGCUCCCAGGGGACAUUUUUCUUUAAUAUGGUACAAAAAGAAAAUUUUGCAUCAGAGUUCUAAGAGCUCUCUCUGUCUCUCCAUGGAGUGCAGUGGCUCUUCAGAUGUCUGGGCUGUGCCCCAGGCCUACUGAUCCGAGGCUGGGAGGGCAGGGGCAGGACAGCACAUGCUGGCAGAUACUCUUCAGGUGCUUUCUGCCUUGACCUGAAGGUUGAACGCUUUGGACACACUGAUUCUGGGUAAUCUGGUUUUUCAGACUUGGAGGGGAGUCUCAUUCAAAGAAGCAAAAGGUCAGGAAAAAAAAAAAAAAAAAAGCAUGCAAACCAGCCAUUAUUACAAGAUAUAACAGGCUAUUGACACUGUAUGUCUCUGAAAAUUCCCUUGGGUCUUUAAAGAACAUUAAAGGGAACCCAAGAUCAACAGCCUUUGUACUAAGGAGUUCGUACAGAAAGGUUUUUUUACUCUAAUUGAGUAAUUCAUAUUUAGAGUCAAAUGUUCAGUAGCAUUUAUAAUUUAGAGCAUUCACCUUGCUACCUUUAAAAAAAAAAUCUCAGAGUUUUAAGUGGCCUUGUUAUCAUGCACAUGUACAUUCAAAGAAGGGACUUGGCGGUUUCAAAGCCACACUUACUUUUAUUUCCCUAAAUUUGCGCUCCAUGAAACAUACCAGCAAAUACCCUACAUACUGCUGGCACUAACUUCACAUGUCAUGGUUCCCUUUUCCUCGAUUCUUACUCCCAAAUAAAAUCUUUGCCUGGUACAGGGUGAAUUACAUCCUUUUCUUCCCUUACAAAAACAUUUUAUAGUAUUUAUCAUUUCUUUACGCUUACUCAGUAUGCAGUGUGAUGUUAUGCUGUCAUUUCCAUAAAGAAUGACAGAAAAGUUAUUUACCGUAUUUCUAGAAGCAGUGGUGCAGCGUCACUGUAGCAGCUGGCAUGUGUGGUCAAGUGAAUAGUUGUACUCUUGCAAGUUGGACUUAAUGUUAUAUAUACUGGACCUUCAGACUGUUAAGAAUCAAUGUAAUAUUUUCAUUGCUAUUGGAAGCAAUUAAUAUUCCACUGCACGUUUUUCCAUACUGAUGUUCAUUUCUAAAUCUUAUAAGUAGGCAUUUGUUAGUUCAAUGACUUCCUCACUAAUAUAACACUUUUUAAUGGCAAUCUUUUCACCUACAGUCCUGGAACUAUAGUACUCCCAUGAUCCUUCCAAACUGACUUUUUCUUUCAUCUGAUCUGUUUUAGACAAUACCACAGUAGUAGCAGGGAACAGGUAAGGAAAUAAGAUCAUUAAAGAAUGGUACAUGAGUCAGCUGGCUCGGACACUACCUAGCCCAAACUAACAGGACAGGCCUCAGUUAAAAGUGUUCUUGCAGCCAGGCACAGUGCCACAGGCCUGUAAUCCCAGCUUUUCUGGAGGCUGAGGCAGGAGAAUAAGUUUA
Molecule: messenger RNA, 6117 nt
Organism: Octodon degus (degu)
Lineage: Eukaryota; Metazoa; Chordata; Mammalia; Rodentia; Octodontidae
Gene: Cracd
Product: KIAA1211 ortholog
Exons: 10
Coding region: 335-3991 (1218 amino acids)
Biological process (GO): negative regulation of barbed-end actin filament capping; maintenance of gastrointestinal epithelium
Source: RefSeq, a predicted model, not a curated record